AUGGGUAUGUUAAAAAAGAUUGGCUGUUUUUUGUUUGAAAAUAACACCCUGCCGACUAUCAACACGUUCAUAAUUCUGGACAUAAUUUUAAGGAUAUUAAAAAUUCGAGGGAAUAAAAAAGAAGAAAAAAUAAAAAAGAACAAUAAAAAAAAAAAAAAAAAAUUGAAAAGAGCUUUAUUAUUAACAAAUAAAACUUUAAUAGAUAUAUUUCCACCAGAUUAUGAUUUCAUAUUAAACUUUUUAAAUAAUUCCUUAUAUAAAAAGGAUGAUAAUAAUAAUAAUGAUAAUAUUUGGACUGUGAAUAAAAUAAAGAAUUCUAAAAAUUUAUAUAGAAAUUAUAAAGAUGAUAAAAAAUAUAAUAUAAAAAAUAAUAAUGAAAAUGAAGAAAAAAAUUGUGUAUAUACAAAUGAGAAUAAUAUAUCUUCUAAUGAUAUGUAUAAUAAACAUGUUUGUAAUUUAAAAAAUGAUAAUAAUACAAAUCAUAGAUUUGAUAAUCUUCAUAUAACUAUCGAUGAAUUAAAAGAUAUUUUAAAUUAUAUACAUAUUAAAUAUAUUGAUGAAGAAAAUUAUUUAAUAAAUUUAUUAUAUAAAUUAAAUAAACAUACAAAAUAUAAUAUUAUAGUAAUAAAUAUUAGUUUCUUUUUUAUAAAAGAUGAAAAAAAAAUCAAAAUAUUUUUAGAUUAUAUAUUAUCAUCUACUUAUAAAAAUAUGACAAAAGAACUUACAAUCAAAAACAAUGAUAAAAAUAAUUAUGAUCAUAAAAAUGAAUAUUUGUCUAAUACUAAUAAUGUUAUUUAUUCUAAUAUAGAAACUGAAAUAUCUGAUCGUCCUUUUUAUAAAAAUAUUUUAAAUAUUUAUUUUCAUUAUUCUUAUUUUAUUAAUUUCUUUCAAUACCUCAACACGGUUAACCAUUUCACCUUAACAAGUCAUAAUAUUAAAAAAAUACAAACAAACAAACAAAAAAAAAAAAAAACAAACAAAAAAAAAAACAAUAACAAAAACAAUAACAAUAACAAUAACAAUAACAAAAACAAUAACAAUAACAAUAACAAAAACAAUAACAAUAACAAUAAAAUUUAUCAUAAUAAUAAUAUUAUAUCUGAAUCUCCAAACAAAUGUAACACCAUUUCUUAUCGUCAUCAUUUUGAUGAUCAUCAAAAAUAUAAUUAUGUAGAAAGAAAAAAUAAAAGAAGUUAUUUCACAUAUUUAUUAAGGCAAAAUCAUAGUGCUAAUUUAAAUACUGAACACAUAACACAUGAUAAAAAAAAAAAAAUUAAAAUGGAACAGGAACAGGAACAGGAAGAAAAAUAUGAAUAUAAUGAAAACAACAAUAAUUUAAAUGAUAAUAAUCAAAAUAAUAGUUGUUAUAAUAAUAUCUGUAAUAAUAAUGAUUUAUCUAAUGUUUUAUCAUCCUAUCAAAAUCAAAACAAUUUCUUAUCAAAUAAAUUAAAAUCAAAUAAACAAAUAAAUGUUAUAGAAAAAAAUAUAGAAGAAGAAUCUACCAAGGGUUGCUUAUCAAUACAUUCAAUAAAAUUAAAAAAAAUUAAAAAUAAAAUAAAAACUAACUUAUAUUUGUUUGAUAUGAUUCCAAAAUCUAAUAUUUAUAAAAAAAUGUAUAUGGAUAUUAUAUUAAUGAAUUUUAAUCAUUUAUAUGUUAUAUCAAGGAAUAUAUAA
Messenger RNA from Plasmodium gaboni, 1674 nucleotides. RefSeq lists its product as hypothetical. The record is from RefSeq and is a predicted model, not a curated record. The transcript has a single exon. Bases 1 to 1674 code for a protein of 557 amino acids. Lineage: Eukaryota; Apicomplexa; Aconoidasida; Haemosporida; Plasmodiidae.